AUGCAGCGAUGGUCCAAACUGUAUCUGAAAUACCCCCAUUCUCGCUUACAGGACCAAAACCUGGCCCUGGCCCCGUUCCUCCUACCCGUGCUGCAACUGACCCACCCCCACCGAGAAGACCACUCCCCGGACCACAACCAUACUACACCUCUCUGUGGACCCCUCUCUGGAUGCUUGUCGUGUGACAAAUUUGACACCAUCACUCUGAUCCAGCAGGAGCUGCACUUGUUCAAGGACGGCCAGUACUGGAAGGUGUCGCAGAAGAAAGGGAUCAAGGGUCCUUACCGCACCUCCGAGACGUGGCCUGCCCUCCCCUCCACCAUCGACUCCGCCUUCGAGGAUCUGCUCACUAAGAAACUCUACUUCUUCUCAGGCCACCGGGUGUGGGUGUACACUGGGAGCAGCGUGCUGGGGCCCUGCAGCCUGGAGAAGCUGGGCCUGCCUGGCAGCCUGGAGCGUGUGGAGGGAGCCCUGGAGAGGGGCAAGGGCAAGGCCCUGCUCUUCAGCAGGGAGAAAUACUGGAGGCUGGACGUAAAAACCCAGACCAUCGACGAGGGCUACCCACGCGAUGUAGACCAGGACUUUGGAGGUGUACCCAUCGAUGCUCACGAUGUCUUCCUGUACAAAGGACACACCUACUUCUGCCGCGAAGGUUUCUAUUGGAGGAUGAACUCCCAAAAGCAGGUGGACCAGGUUGGCUACAUCAAGUAUGACGUUCUGAAGUGUUCUGUCCCCUCCCGCCGCCAUUGGUGAGGACGACUCCCCCCUUUGCAGAUCUCUUCAGAAUAAUUAACUGGCGUUGAGCAUUUUGUUACCCCUGUGGGACUUAACUGUGUCGUAUCAGCUGAAAAGCCUGACGAGACAGUUUGAGAAUGACACGUUGCACCUGCAAUUCCUGAGGUUUGAAUCAUCGUCUUCGAUGAUAUGAAAUGGGAAUAUUUGGCCUCAUGCUCAAGGAAAUUUCAGAACAGUGGUAACCAACCCUGCGUCCUGUAGGUUUUCACUCCCACUCUAGCAAAGCACACCUCUUUCAACAGCUAGAGGUCUUGUUCAGCUGCUUAUCAGUAGUGUGCCAAAUUAGGAUUGGAAUGAAAACCUGUUUGAUCUCCAGAAACAGGGUUGGUUACCAAUGUUUCAGAACAUAGCACUUGAAAUAAAAUAGUUUUUUAUCUGUUCUUUUAAAGUCAAGAUUUUUUUGUUUGUCACUUUGAAAGGUACAGUGACACAUUACCACAUACGUAUGUUUUGCACAAUUAUAUAUCACUGUGAUUUAACAGUGGACAUUGCCUGUCACAACCAUCAGGCUCUCUGAUUGGUCACAAAAACAAUGCACCAUAAUAUGUGAAUGAACUUUUUUCUCACAUACUACCACAUGUCUGAUUCAUGGCAAUAUUAAGUAUUUCUAAAUCUAUACAUGUGACCAAAUAUGUGUUUUUGGAUGAAACACAAAGACCAAAGAGCAAAAAUAAUUGUUUCAAAUCUGUGAAUGACAAUUUUGCAAUAAUGUUGCAAAUUAUUCAUCUGACUAUCAUUGACAUUUUCUCCAGUGGUGAGAAAGUUAAAUCAUCAAUUCUUACAAAUAUGUACCUACAUAUUGUUUAAUAAUUCUUAUUGUUUGUACUGAAAUUAAAGUUUCUAAUUCAGCAGACCGAAUUCUCGGUCUGUUUCUACUGCUUUUAACCUGUUUGCCUGGAGCAAACUCUAAAUCAUUUGUCUGCUUUGAAAGCCUUGAUUAUUUAAAUUGUUUAUUUUAUUUUAUUUGAGUCUUAUCAUAAGCAUUUUUUCUUCUUAUGCUCAUGAAAACUGCCUCAAUGCACUGGAAGGCAUAUUAGAAUCUCAGUCCAAUAUUAAGUUAUUUUAUAGCUCAAGGGAAAUGUUGUCACUUUGUAGAACUGCAAGUUCAAUAAACAAGCCAUUUAAAUACC
Messenger RNA from Anguilla rostrata (American eel), 1925 nucleotides. Its product is annotated as matrix metalloproteinase-9-like. The record is from RefSeq and is a predicted model, not a curated record. Lineage: Eukaryota; Metazoa; Chordata; Actinopteri; Anguilliformes; Anguillidae. Gene Ontology annotation, molecular function: metalloendopeptidase activity. Bases 1 to 753 code for a protein of 250 amino acids. The transcript has 5 exons. Gene Ontology annotation, biological process: extracellular matrix organization; collagen catabolic process.